AUGGCCUUAUCCUCGCGAAGGGUGCAGGACGUAGCGUCCUCAAGUUUGCGGAGAGCACGAGCUUCGGGCACGACUGUUGUUGCUCGAGGUGCCACUCGCAAGCUCGGCCUAAGACAUGCGAGGCAACUACAUCUUUCCGAGGCGAGACCUUUUCCACAAUCCUCGGGGCCCUGGGGGCCUUGGUUGGCACUCAAAGACUUGGCCCUAACGAAGUUUCCGGAGUUGCCCCCUGACCGGCCUGACGAGUAUCGCUUGAGCCUGGGGAAGAUCACGGAUACCCUCAGGCUGGACUACCAGGAGUUCUUCCAGAAACAGCCAGACUGGAGCAUCUAUGACCAGUCAGUGGUGCUGCAACUGCGAAAGCCCUGGGAAGAGCCCAAGCAAUUGGCUGGAUGCAAAGGGACCUAUGUGACGAUUUUGAAGGGGAUCCGGGCCUUUUGCCACCGAAUCCUUCCCGAUGUACCGGAGGUGGAUUGCCAGGUCUGCGACGGCCGUCCCUAUGGCUGCGAUUUGCGAGUGCAUUGGACAUUCAAGGGCGAGGUGAAGUUUCCAGUAGGUGAGCCGCAUGCAGUCAUGAUCUCUGCUAUCUCUCUCUAUACCUUGAAGCGGUGUAGUGUAUGA
Durusdinium trenchii is the source of this 621-nucleotide messenger RNA. The record is from the annotation of a GenBank genome assembly. NCBI's taxonomy places the organism in Eukaryota, Dinophyceae, Suessiales, Symbiodiniaceae.